Messenger RNA from Ananas comosus (pineapple), 748 nucleotides. RefSeq names its product pectinesterase 3-like. The coding region runs from base 46 to 642 and encodes 198 amino acids. Gene Ontology annotation, biological process: negative regulation of catalytic activity. The record is from RefSeq and is a predicted model, not a curated record. Gene Ontology annotation, molecular function: enzyme inhibitor activity. The transcript has a single exon. Lineage: Eukaryota; Viridiplantae; Streptophyta; Magnoliopsida; Poales; Bromeliaceae.
CUCUCCACCAUAUAUGCACCUCAUCACACUCUACACUUUACAACCAUGGCUCCUCUCCUUCUCUUCUCCCUCCUCGCCCUCGGCCUCAGCCUCCGUCCUCUCGCCGCAACGCCAUCCCCCGCAUCACCCAUCGUCGUUGACGACGACCUCCGUCGGCUCUGCAGCCACACGUCAUUCCCUGACAUGUGCCUGCGGAGCCUCUCCGCUAAGCCUGAGUGCAACUCUACGAACCCCAAGGCCGUGGCGGGCCUCUCCAUCCGCGUCGCGGCCGAGGCGGCCGCCGCUGCCGCCGCCUUCGUCUCGGACCACCUCAACGUCGCGGCUACGAACGAGACGCGGCUGUGGCAGUGCCUCGACGACUGCUCCGACUUCCUCGAGGACGCUGUGGAGCAGCUCGACGACGCGACGGUGGCCGCCGACGUCGGCGCGCUCGACGACGCCCACGCGUUCCUCACGGCGGCCAUCGCCGACGCCGACACCUGCGACCAAGGGUGCGGGAAGAAAGUAGAGGCGGCGGUGACGGCACCGGCGACGGAGGAGGUGGUGCAGGCGCUGGCCGGCGCGACGGAGGAGUUCAGGAAGUUUUGCAAGAUCUCUAUCUCUCUCACUACACUCUCCUUAGAUGCAAAUGUUAAGAUUUAAAUAUUUUCAAACUUCUCUUUUUUUAAAAAAAUUUUUCCUCCUUUGUUUUCUUAUCAUUUGUUGGUGAUCAUGUAAAAGUAGUAAUAAUCUUUAGUUGAUCAUGGUC